Messenger RNA from Castor canadensis (American beaver), 741 nucleotides. RefSeq names its product activating signal cointegrator 1 complex subunit 1 (gene Ascc1). The record is from RefSeq and is a predicted model, not a curated record. Gene Ontology annotation, cellular component: nucleus. NCBI's taxonomy places the organism in Eukaryota, Metazoa, Chordata, Mammalia, Rodentia, Castoridae. Gene Ontology annotation, molecular function: RNA binding. Gene Ontology annotation, biological process: regulation of DNA-templated transcription; DNA alkylation repair.
ACACCAACUGUGGCCAAAUUCGCUCCCAGCCACUUUCCUACCCAGCCUAGUCCCGAGAAGCGACUCCCAGCGGUCGCCCACUGCGCAGGCGCACAACCCUCGCCCGCAUGCGCACUCCGAGCUGCGGGCUGAGGAAAUUCCUUUUUACACGCCUCUGCGGCAGCCUCCUGUGUCUUCUCCCACCUUCUGCAUUUUCCUAGUCCCUGCAGGACUUAAGUAGUGUUUGGAGAAAGUAUCAUGGAAGUUCUGCGCCCACAGCUUAUAACAAUUGAUGGACGGAAUUACAGGAAGAAUCCUAUCCAAGAAAAGACUUAUCAACACGAAGAAGAUGAUGAUAACUUCUAUCAAGACUCCGUGGAGUAUUCUGAUGAGCCUUGUGAUGCCUACGACGUGGAGCAGACCCCUCAAGGAUUCCGGUCUACUGUGAGUGCUCCCAGCCUGCUCUACAAGCAUAUCGUUGGAAAGAGAGGGGACACUAAGAAGAAAAUAGAAGUGGAGACAAAAACUUCUAUUAGCAUUCCUAAACCUGGACAGGAUGGAGAAAUUGUGAUCACUGGCCAGCAUCGAAAUGGUGUCAUUUCAGCCCGAACUCGGAUUGAUGUUCUUUUGGAUACUUUUAGAAGAAAGCAGCCCUUCACUCACUUCCUUGCCUUUUUUCUCAAUGAGGUUGAGGUUCAGGAAGGAUUCCUGAAGUUCCAGGGGGAAGUACUGGAGAAGUGCUCCAUGGUAAGUAGCAAAUAA